Stylophora pistillata is the source of this 7721-nucleotide messenger RNA. RefSeq lists its product as uncharacterized. NCBI's taxonomy places the organism in Eukaryota, Metazoa, Cnidaria, Anthozoa, Scleractinia, Pocilloporidae. The record is from RefSeq and is a predicted model, not a curated record. Gene Ontology annotation, molecular function: protein binding; G protein-coupled peptide receptor activity. Gene Ontology annotation, biological process: adenylate cyclase-activating G protein-coupled receptor signaling pathway; activation of adenylate cyclase activity; hormone-mediated signaling pathway. Gene Ontology annotation, cellular component: plasma membrane.
AUCGGUCAUAUACGUCGUUGUCCACGUUCUCGUCGUCAGUGCUAAAGGUCCCUGUUAUGGCAAGUAAAGGUACAAUGAAGCGUGAUUUUCAUAAUAUUUAAUUUAAUUAGCAGGUGACAGCCCCAUCUACGUGACUCCUGAGCACAGAAGCUGGUUACUUGGGAUCAGUAGAGAAUAGCUUUAGAAACUACAAACACUGCUCAUCUUUGGACAAGGCUCUACCAGUCAUUGAUGUUUCUCACUCAGCUGGUCUUCUCCGUCAUUCAGAUCCAUCUUGUAAUCAGAAACAUACAAUUUGUGUCACAUCGGAUCAACACAAAACAGCUUCAGUUUCAGGCAGCUGGAAGGUAAAGCCUUAUGAUGAACCCUUUCCCGAGGGUAUCUGCGCAAGCACUUUGAGGAAGAUCAGAUCCAGAAAAAGACGUUAUACUCCCGUAUACCGACUAUUGUUUGUGAGAAACCUCAUUUGAACAGCGAUGUCUGCUCAAGAUUCUGUUGAGUCACGUGCUCAGCCUCAGCAGAUGCAACUCGAUCCAAGCAAAGUCAAUGACAAGACAAACCUAAAUAUUGAUUUCACGAAAAGAGCUUCAGACAGGGGCUACAGAAUUGUUGACAAUAAAGGAAAAGGAAAUUGCAUGUUCUAUGCAUUGUCAGAUCAACUGGAAACUGUAUUGAGAAGCAAAAUCGAGCAUGACGAAUUAAGAAAAGCAUUGGUCCAGUACCUCAGAGUAAACCCAACACUACCGAAUGGAAGCCAUCUGCCUGAAUUAUACAGUGGAGAUCAAUCAUGGGCUGAUUACUUAACCAACAUGGAGCAAGAUGGCUUUUGGGGUGACCAUGUUAUUCUAUGUGCCGCAGCAAACUGCUACAAAACUUGCAUUCGUGUGGUCAGCUGUGUUCACGAGGAUACUAUCAUAGAGUCACAAUACCGCAGGACACUUGUGUUGGGACACAUCCCUGAAUUACACUAUGUCAGCCUUCAUCCCAAACAAGGAAACAUCGCGAGCGUCGAACUUAAAAUGAACAACGAUACCGAUCCUUCCGGAGAGCGACGAAAAGAAAUCAGCAAAAUCCUUCUGAGUGAAGCGACAGCAAGUGAUGCAGAAGACGAGAGAGAGGAAAGCCGGGAUUUUUUUAUCGCAGAUAAUUACUCGUCGGAUGAAGACGAACAAGUUGAGGAAGAAGUCCAAGCAAACCCGAACAAGCCUUGCUACUAUCCUUCCCAAAUAGAAAUGGCAGCCAUUUUAAAGAAACGAAUUGACGCCAUCAUGUCCCAUUACCAUAACAUUUCAAAACUAAGGGAGGUCUUCAACGACGUUGAAUUUGUAGUUUAUACAGCACGGUACAGAAUGCUAAGCGGUCAGACAGCGAAGAGGAUUUACCAUCCUGACGCAGGCGUUAUACCAAAAAAAGAACUCGAAUCGCAUGCAGGCGACGGAAAGAAACGGAUGUUCAUGUAUGUUCGCAGCACAGAUACAGAUACGAAUUUUGAUGAACUUAAAAGAGAUGUUCAACAAAAACCUCGUACACUAUUUGUCAUCGUAGCAGACGAAUGCCAUUGGGGAAUAACUAAAGACAAAGGGAGGAAACCCUCUGCCCACAAUCUUUUCAUCAAUGAAUGGUGCAAAGAAAAACCUCCCAAAAAUGUAAUUGUUCUGCAAAUCUCUGCGACGCCCUUCAACCUCCUGACGCAGAACUCUCGCCUUGCGGAGGUUCAGUGCAUUAUACAGAAGGAAGACGUCUCCAUCAUUCGGAAACAAUACAGAGCAGGUGAUCUGGUGUUGGCCCAGGAACCAGAGUUAAAACAAGGAAGAAACACCUCAAAGGAACUUGAACUUCACGUUGUCCACUGGUCAGAAGUUGAACUUAAAAACUUUGAGAGAGGAAUGCGAAUGAAACUCAAGUCAUCUUUAAAGAUCAAAGGUUCUUCAUACCUGUACCUUCAGGUUUCUACCGAGGGAAACCUAGUUGUUACAUCUGUACCAGAAGAGGCAACGGAAUUCAUUAUCCAAGGCAGUCACGGCAUAGUGACUUUCAAAGUAGAAAGAGCAGGACGCUUGUUGACUGUAACCCCGGAUAGCUAUGGACAAUUAGAAGCCAAAAGUGAUCCUCCAAUGCCAACGAAAUUUGAGGUUAAGAUGGAUUUUGGAGUUGGAGUUGUCGCAUUUCGAUCCUGCGACAGACAAGAUCACUACAUUUCUGUUGACGAAAAUGAGUAUGUCAGUUUGCAAGCCGCGAAAAUUGAGCUUAAAUGUGGUGUCUCUAUUAUGAAACCAAUGCAUAAAUUGGCUAAAGUUUCUUUCCAAUUCUACACUGAUCAGUCCGCACCAAUGGAGGUCAAAACGGUAGGGAAGCAGUAUAUGAGUUUGAACUACUAUCUCAGCACCAUAGACAGUCCCAGAAGGAAGGACCAGAAAAUACGAGAAGAUGAGACCUUUCAAAGCAUUGUUGAUAAGGCUAAGAGAGAGAAGAAGGUGUCACAGUCAGAUUCGACUUCUUUUCCGAUUGAUGCCUUACUUUGUGCUGAUUACUGCUACCACAUUGUCCUCUCAAGCGUUUUUAACAGUGAUGACAAAAUAUGCAAAGCACUGACUUUUGAAGGCAAAGAAUCACCCACUACUGAAUUCCACCGUCUUCUUGCAGUGUACAAGAUGAAACUUAAAGUAAAAGGCGUGGAAAGAUACAUCCACCCAGAGGCUUUCGAGCUGAUUCAAAGAAAUAUAUACGACAGAGUGACAAAACAGUUCGAAGCACACUUGAAGAAUGUAGAGAAGUUGCAGAAACAAACGGCACCUGACUGUACUGAAAUGCAGACAUCGAAGGAGCAACUGGCCAUCUCAAUAGUUGAAUGCAUAAUGCAUCUUCCUCCGCAAAAAUUCGAGCAACUCAAACACAACACACCCCUAUUUCAAGACAUUAAACAACAAUUGCAAGCAAACGGCUGCAAGGAAAUGGUACGAAUAUGGCACAAUCUAGUACAAAAACAUGAAACAAGUUCUCUAGUGGAAGAUCUGAUACAGAGCGGGAAGGGGCAUCUGGGAAAGAUGAAAAUUGUACGAGCAAAGACACAGAAAACUGCUGAUCAAUUUUAUUACACAGUUCGGUUAGCGCGAGAAUUGUCGGGUCUCAAAGAACACUUUGAAGUCAUUAGAGACUAUGGAGGUAUUCAGAUUGAGAACCAGCUCAUGAAACCGUCAAGUCCGUUCUUUAAAAAGGUUCAACCAGAAGUUUGCACCUACAAGUUUGAUUGUUGUUGCAGUAAGUUAGAACUACAACCUAGACUUAAAACGUGUUCCAACUGUCAUCACGUGCAUAAAUCCAUAACACAGUAUGAGGACCUGGAAAACCUAGCAUGCAUACUCAUUCUGGUCGGUAAAGGUCGCAUGGGAGACACAUUUCCCCAGAGCUUUGACUGUCUUGACUUGCGACUCAGCUACGACAGCAGUCAAGAGUUUAAAGAGGACUCAGCAGUGUAUCUUUCAAGUCUUAUUCAAGAGCUGGGAAGAAUCUGCCGUUAUGCAAAUGUUUCUUCUAGCGUGAUUCCUUAUGUAUUGAUUGGUCGACAGCUAUUCAAGAAACUCCAGACGUCAUUGGAGACAUCACCGUCAAUAAAUGUAACGUCCUGUACUAAUCCAGACCGUUAUAUGACAAAGACGUCCAAAAAAAAGGACACACAAUCAUCGCCAUUGCGAUGGCUCGACUAUGUAGCUCAUAAAGACAGCUACGAUUAUGGAAACGAACAAAAGCACUGCAACAGAAUCCUUCUGCAAGCCGAACCUCAGAUUGGCAAGACGGGAACGUACUUGUGCCUGAUACGAGAUUUACGACUUGACAUCUUGGGAAAGGAGGGAGUUAUGCUUGCCUCACCUGCUGCAUUUGAUGAGGGAAACUUUUAUCAGCGCAGGGAAAGCAAUUACCCUGACGAGUCGAUACUGAGAGAGAGGGAUGAACGCGAAAACUGGCAAUUUCCAUAUUGGAAGACAAUCGAAACCUCUCCGAGUCUGCACGAAAAACCGGUUGGGACCGGAAAGUACUCAAUAGGAGAGUGCGUCUACACUCAUGACACGGAGGAAAGUCCAUUCAUUCUUCUAAAGGAAGGGCGGACGCCAAUCGAGACUGGUCGUGAGAAGCUCAGGACUGAGGAUUGCUCAAAUGGCCUCCGUGCGUGGCGCUGGAGCCAUUUCGAGGAAUGCGUUGACUGCGGAAGAUUACUCCAGGGCAGAGAAUCUAUCGAGGAAAAUGUGAAGGUAGACAUAGAUGGUAUACGAGUCACUGUUAGGUGCUCCUUGCCAAGCAAUUGUCCGUCAUUCACUCAACUACAAGAGAAAUUAGCGAGCGCUAAAUCACAAGAGGACAGUCUCACUUUGCCAUACUGGAUAUUUCAUCCUUCACACCGAAGUGAUCCCAGGAAGUGCACUUUGAAUUAUCACCACGUCAUGAAGGAAGGUGAUAGUGUUGCAAAUUAUGUCCAGGUUGUCAUUGUUCGAAAGGAAAAGUUCGAGGCUUACAGAUCCACGUGGGGAAAAGUGCUCGUCAUUCUACAACUUCCAGAGAGCCUUCCCAAUUGCGACCUUGCACCAGAUGAAGGAGGAAUUGGUUACGCCAGACUGUUUAUUCAAAAGAUUGCAUUUUCUCUAGAGCUUGAGUACGUCUUCAUGAUUGAUGACAAUGUGGCUAUGAUGUCAGAGGCAGAAUUUCCAACUGAUGACAUGUCUGGAAAAGAAAGAAAAGUCCUGAGAGAUGACAACGGGGUGAUGAAAAUGGCGCGCUGCACUUUCCUAAAGCCUUUGACAAGUCUUCAGAAAAUAGCACAAGGAAGGGAAACUCCACCCAUAGUGGACGAGGAAUACGAACCUCAUCCUUUAAAAGAUGACUUUGAAGCACAGGGUUUUCCAUUAUAUACCUACUCUGGUCCUGCAAAGUUGUUUCGCGACAAGCAGCAUGGGAGCUAUGGUAUUCUUGGUCUGAUGAGAAGUAUCCCAAGAGCUGUGAGACCUUUUGCAAAGACGCAAGUGUACGCCGCAGUCUUGCUUAAUGUCAAAAGUACUGUGGAAAAAGGCGUCUUUUAUCGUCCAUGGCCCUGCUGGGAAGAUCUGCGCUUCAACGAUGAUUGUGACAAAGCAGGUCUAUGGGUUGUUAAAUGCAACCGUUACUCUUUCUUUAAAGUUCAGUACAAGGACUGGAUUAUGAAACUCGUCCCGCGACAAGUCUUCCGGUGGGAUGAGGAAUGUUCCAUCGUCGAAAGACGGGUGGAAAGCGACCUAUCAGAAGCUGCGGAAGAGGAAAUUAUCCUAAAGUACCUUUGCAGCUUAACGAACACCAGUGGCCGUGAAAAAAGCUUCAAAGGGAGAAUUGGAUAUGAUCGAAUUGUGGAGGAGGAAAGAAGGAAGUCUCCUCUCAACAUUGUUGAUAAAGUCGAUGCUUGCACUGUUACCGAAGAAGCGUUUGCAAAGGGAGUAUCGUUGCUGGUUCUCUCCUACUCUGCAGGAAAUCGGAGCAUGGAAAACUUAAUUCUACUUGACUCACAUUUCCGUCGCACUAAGGAGAAAAUUGUGUUCGUUUCAAGUGUCGAGGAGGUAAAGAAGAAGUGGCCGCAGUUGACUAUAUACACCAUACCAACCGAGAAUGGUAUUUGUUUUAGUCAGGAAAUGAGCGACAGAAAUGCGCGAUUUUCUAUUUUGUCUGCAGCGGACCCAAGAAGAUGUCGUUUGCGUUGGAUUUUGAUCGAGGCAUCUUUCUCGCAAAACGAUGACAACAGUGAAGUAGAAACUGGCACCAGUAAUAUUGAGACUUCUGAAAGGAACCCUGAGGAAACUAGAAAUCUGCUCACAUUGGUGGAGGGUACCUUAUCCAACCUUCAAAUCACAAGCAUAGCGGCAAAAGGAGAAAAGACUGAUGUCGACACACACAUGGAUGGUACCAACGGUGUAACAAGGAUCAUUGUGGAACUCUGGAGAGAAUAUAGAGAAACUCAACUGCAAUUUGAGGAAAAGUGCAGAAGGGGCCUGACGAUAGACGAAAUCAAAAACAAGCUUCAGCCUCACUCUGAUGAACUGGGAGAAAGAGACGAGAGAGGUUACAAUGCACUCCUUAAAGCGUGUUCCCUCCCUGCCAAUAGUCCUCUUGUGAUGCAGUACCUUAUCACCUCACAAAAAGUUGACCUCAAUAGUCAGCUACCUUCUGAUUUUGAUGUGAAUCACCCAGCCCAUAAUGAAUUGGUCCCAGGAAUGUCUUCUUUGUCUGUGGCAAUCAGGAAAGAGAAUGUAGAAUCAGUGCCAAUGUUUAUGACGGUGAGGUCAUCUGAAAUAAUGGUUCAAAGCUCUGACGAUGAUGGGAACACUGCAUUACAUCAUUCUGUAAUUUCUGUCGCAAAAACUGCCUUCGACACAAUUUUCCCCCUUUUCAAGCCACGGAAGUGGAGAGACAUGCGGAACAAAGAGAAGAAGAAUGCUUUGGACAUGUGCAUUGAGAAGCAAAAGGAACUAAGAGGUCAAAAAGAGGUAAAGGAAACAACCCUGAAAAAGAUCGACGACAUGCGGCAGGAAAUGGAGAAGGAUCCUGCUUAGUAUUUACAAACACAGAAUUGCAAGCCGGUGGUGAAAUGUACCUUACCCUACCGAUUUCUCCAACAGUCGACACGUAAUCUUUAUUACCAUGGAUCGAAGACAGCAUUCGUCUAUGUGAGACUUUGUUCCAGUAGAGUAAUUCUCAGUAGAGUUUCGCACAUAAUCUGCAUUUAUUUGCUUUAGUUUACUCUUUUGCUCUUUUUGCACCCUUGCUCUUGGUCCAUCCUCUAAACCAAUGAGAGUCCAAAGAGGACUCGCGUGAUAUUUUCCUUCGCUAUGAUUCACUGUUGUGAUUACUUUGGAUUUGAUUUUACAGUUGAUUUUACAGUUUUUUAAAGUUUUGGUAUAUCUUGCAUUUUAAUUCUUCGAAAUGUAGGAGUGUACAUCUACUUUUUAAUCACUUCUCCAGUUCUAACUAGCCACUGACAGUUUGUCGUCACUUUUUAGUUAAGACUUGUGAAAGUACGGAUUGUUAAAAUCAGCUAAGAAUGAAAUAUAUUACUUAGAAAUAUAACACUUAAUUUCAAAAGUUAACUGUUGACUUAGUUAACUAUGCUAGCUAUUAAGGAUGCUUGUUUGAUGGACAUGAAUAAAGUUAGGAUUGUAAUCUAUCAUCCUCAAAAUUUUACACUUUUUGGCUAAAACAUAUUUUCUCAAGGAGUAUUAACGCUUCCAUAUUUCUAUGUUGUGUCCUUUGUUGCUUAUUGUUGUUAUAAAAACCUAGCCAGUUAAGAUAAUCAGAUCUUUUGCAUAGAAAUAAGUGUUUUUAGGCAAAAUAUGUUCCGCUAACAAAUCUCGACCGUUAAAAAUGUUAUUAUUUGUUUUGUAGGAAGAAAAGAAUGGAUUUGUAGUAACAAUCUCGGCUCGCUUAACUUCUUUUUGAGCUAUCAAUUUCAGUCUAUAACUUAAAGGUAGUGUCGUUGCAUGUUUGGAAAAUAUGAGUUUAAUAUUAACAUUUGUGAAAGUUAAGGAAUUUUCAAAUAGUAUACUUAAACUGUUAAUGACGCAUGAGUGAAGAUCAGCACUUUUUUAUGGGAGUAAUCAGUUACGUCAUUCAUGUUACAUAAUUUGAAAUCUUUCCAUGCCUUCAUAUAGAUUUUCAUUAAUUGUUAAGCACUUUUCAAAACAUACAAGUUUUUAGAAGUUGUCAUUAAA